Messenger RNA from Schistocerca gregaria, 1290 nucleotides. Its product is annotated as nischarin-like. Bases 1 to 1290 code for a protein of 429 amino acids. The transcript is spliced from 2 exons. NCBI's taxonomy places the organism in Eukaryota, Metazoa, Arthropoda, Insecta, Orthoptera, Acrididae. The record is from RefSeq and is a predicted model, not a curated record.
AUGUGCAGCGGCGAGAAGGACGCACCUGCGCUUGCUAGCGACGCGAAGGGUGUGGCAGAUCGCCGUCCGGCCGCGCUUGCGCCGUCGGCGGCCCCAUAUGGCCCCCCACUUAUGACGACCAGUUCUAUGGCUAUGGAUUUGAUGGACACAGCUCCGGAAACUUUGAAGACAGCGCUGUCUGCUCCGCUCCCCGAUUCUGAAGAUGAGAGCUCCACCGCCCCUCAGCCACGCGGACCAAGCGGGAAACAGAAGAGGAGGGCAACAGCCGCGACGUCCGCUGUUCGCCGCUCGCCGAUCGAGAAGAGGGCCAAGCAAGAUUUCGCCCCUGGCGCUGAUGGUUUUGUCCCGGCCCGGCGCACUGCAAGACCCAUGCAGUCAUCGAGGACGCUUCCAACUGCCGUCGCCAACUCAUUCGACGCGAUCGCUGACGCGCAGGACCAACUGCCGCGCGAUCCUGCGCCGAAGAAAGACUCCCAUCUUCCGCCGGUGGUCCUCCAGUUUCGGCCGCCCUAUGGGGAACUGCAGAAGUUGUUGCGUAGCUGGACAACGGCCGUGUAUACCGUGAAGCCUGCCGGACGAGACCUGUACAUGGUCACACUCCGCACUGCUGAUGACUAUCGCCACGUCACCCAGGAGGCGUGUGAGCGCGGAAGUGCGUGCCCCCGUCCGCCCACUGAGAAGCCGACUUGUGCACUCUGUGGCGGUGCUCACGUGGCCACCUAUCGUGGGUGUGAGGUGUGGAAGCGUGCCAUCGCUCGCCAACGUGGCCAAACACCAGCGCCACAUCCGAAGAAGCCAGCAACGAGACGGCUCGGCGUCUCUUUCGCGGCGGCAACGUCAGGGGCGCCCCCCGCCGUCCCGGCUGCGACGGCUGCUCCUGCUCCUGCCGCGUCCGAUGCUGUGCCGAUACCUGAGGCUCCUGCACCUCCACAGCUGCUAGUGGCGGACCCGGGUACUGCCUCUCCCGGGACGUCGGCCAGACCGCGCCCCGCCAAUCGCCGGCGCGGGGGUCAGCGCCCCGUGGGUACCCAGCGCUCAGCACCGUCAGUCGAGCAGCCCCAGGUGGACUCUCACAGCGAGUCAGCAACGCCUCCCCCUUCCAGCGACGGGGCCGCGCCGGCUGCCUCCACCGCUGACCUGGCCAACCUCGUCGCGCAUCUCACUGCCUUGGUGAUCAGUGCUACGAAAUUGAUUGAAGCCCUGUCGCAGCAACUCACCGCUGCAGUGCCGCUGGCCUCUCCGGCCCCGACCGCUGUCAACACUCACCAGCUGCACCGUGGACAGCGUUAG